AUGUUCUUCAAGCGCAUCUAUCCGGCGCCAUUGAGCGUUCCUACUGGUACUCGGGACUCGAACAUUUACACAAUGAAUAUAUUUCGGAUUUCUGGAAUGAAUUUAAAUGGUGAUAUUAGUUACUGGAAACUAUUCUGGCGGCUCAUCUCGUAUUUUUACAUUAUGUGCUACCUACCGCUUAGUUUCUUGUUAAGUUUCAUUAAGUAUUAUUCCGAGUUCACACCCGCUAGUCUGCUCAUAACGUUACAACUAGCCCUAAACUCUUGGUUCUUCACUUUGAAGUUCAUAGCUGUAGUCUUUUACGAGAAACGUAUGGAACAAGCUAAUAAAUGUUUGGACUCACUUGAUGUGUAUUGUGUUUCCAAGGAGGAGCAACUACGAAUUCGUGGAACAGUGGCCAAGUGCAAUAAAUUGUACCUGAUAUUCACAACGGUAUGUUUCUGUUAUGCCACUUCAAGUUUUUUAGAUGCACUUUUGAACAACCGCGUCGCCUUCAAUACCUAUUAUCCAUUUGUGAAUUGGCGUGAGGGUCACACGCAAUUAAUCGUCCAUGCAUUCGUGGAGUACGUGCUCAUAGGUUACUCCAUCUUAGUGGUCACAGCAGUCGACUGUUACGGCGUUAUGUUUGUGGAGGCACUGCGUGAGCAUGUAAACUUGCUUAAGGAUCGUGUCCAGAAAUUAGGCGGACAAAACAUGGGGGUGAAGCUGGAUACAGCCUCACAUACUUCAGAAGAGGAUAGCUACGCAGCACUCGUAGAAUGCAUUGAGGCACACAAAACAAUGUUGGAUCAGCGCUACAAGAAAGCGGUAUUACAGUUUAUGCUAAAGUUGCAACACCCCAUGACAUUUACGGCCAUGAACAUUUUCAACAUUAACUUGGCCACAAAUAUCAAUGUAGCCAAAUUCGCUUUAACUGUGUACACCAUCGCCAAGGGAUUUCAUUUGGAGGACAAAAUGAAUACACAUGAAAAUAAUAGCUUUUGA
Messenger RNA from Scaptodrosophila lebanonensis, 984 nucleotides. It is a transcript of the gene Or43b, whose product is annotated as odorant receptor 43b. Gene Ontology annotation, molecular function: olfactory receptor activity; odorant binding. Gene Ontology annotation, biological process: detection of chemical stimulus involved in sensory perception of smell; sensory perception of smell. NCBI's taxonomy places the organism in Eukaryota, Metazoa, Arthropoda, Insecta, Diptera, Drosophilidae. The record is from RefSeq and is a predicted model, not a curated record. Gene Ontology annotation, cellular component: plasma membrane. The transcript is spliced from 3 exons. Bases 1 to 984 code for a protein of 327 amino acids.